UUGUAGAUGAGAUUUUUAUAAAUGGUGAAGCUUUAAUUUUAUUGUGUUAUAUCUGAAUCAUACAAAUUAAGGUUAAUCUUAAAUCAUAAAAAUGACUCUCAUCGAAGGUGUUGGAGACGAAGUGACAGAUUUUUUUAUUGUUGUGGUUGUCCUUGUAGUAGGAUGGCUUGCCUGGUAUUCUACAAGUAUUACAGAUCAACCACUGAUACGCACUGUGCUUGUAUUGCAUAGAACACGCACACGUCUAGCUGAACUCAGAGCUAAUCAUCAAAAUUUAAGUUCAUUUACACGACCUCCAAAUUUAGAAGUAACUGAAGAAGAAACAAUAGAACCAAUCACUGAUGAUAAUAAUGAUAAUUUACAAAGUUGCCCUGAACCAUCUGUUGCAGACACAAAUGAAGAAAUUUCUCCUGACACACAUAGAACAUCAGAAGCAACUGCUACAGAGGAAGUACUUAUUGAAGCUAUGGAUUCAUUUAACAAUGAUAGUUCAACUUUGUUACAACAGCAAACCAAAAUAAAUUGUUCUAAAGAAACAAGUAUAUCAACAUCAACAUGUAAUGAACCUAUAGAACCUGAACAUGAAAAUCUUUCAGCAACUGAUACUAAUGAAAUUAGUAUAAAACUUAAAUUUAUAAAUGAUGAUCAAAAAAUGGUUACUGGUAGUCUAAAAGAGUUGCUUGCAAAUUUUAAAAGGAGACAUUUUCAAACAGAACUUGAUGCACAAAAAUUAGUGCGUUUAAUAUUCAAUGGCCGUGUACUACAGCCUGAUAACCAAACAUUGGAGAGAUGUGGCUUAUACAACAAUUGUGUAGUUCAUUGUUUGGUUCAUCAACCACGGCCAAACCCUGUAUCUUCUCAGACACCAACGUUAGACAAUUCAUCACCAAUUUAUUUUAAUCCUCAGUCAUUUUCUGAUAUCCCUGUUGGCACAGGAAUUAGUUCAAUACAUAAUGAGUGGGAUUUGAGUAGACCAUUAGUGGUUAUUUUGACUGUCAUGUUAGGUUUCGCUUGGUAUUCACGAUACCAUUAUGCUCAAUUUUUUGCCGCGAAUACUACGCUCGCAUUAUACGCGCUCACUGCAAUUUUUGCAAUGUCAGUAGCUUUAAUAUUAUGUCAUUAGUUAGUAAUUUCAAUCCUAAUCAAGCCAACACCAGAAAUAUUGUGUAUGUUUUCAAGACAUUAUUUCAAAACAUUAUUUUAUAAACAUUAAUGUGUUUUUAAUGUAUUUUCAUUUAAACACAUUGGUUCCUGACAUGAGAAAGAACAAGGAGAGUUAUUGUGAUUUUUAUCAAUGUAUAAAAGCACUCACAUGAA
Eufriesea mexicana is the source of this 1317-nucleotide messenger RNA. Its product is annotated as transmembrane and ubiquitin-like domain-containing protein 1. Bases 92 to 1123 code for a protein of 343 amino acids. Gene Ontology annotation, biological process: ERAD pathway. Gene Ontology annotation, molecular function: protein binding. The record is from RefSeq and is a predicted model, not a curated record. The transcript has 4 exons. NCBI's taxonomy places the organism in Eukaryota, Metazoa, Arthropoda, Insecta, Hymenoptera, Apidae.